Labeo rohita (rohu) is the source of this 2049-nucleotide messenger RNA. RefSeq names its product interferon-induced very large GTPase 1-like. The record is from RefSeq and is a predicted model, not a curated record. The transcript is spliced from 3 exons. NCBI's taxonomy places the organism in Eukaryota, Metazoa, Chordata, Actinopteri, Cypriniformes, Cyprinidae. The coding region runs from base 755 to 1594 and encodes 279 amino acids.
UUUAGCUGAAUAUUUGGUGGUUUGAAAAAACACUACAAAGCCACAGUGAUUCUAGAAAAGCUUGCGUUGUUAACGUUACCACAGAACAGCACGGCUGCAACAGCAUUGUAAAAUUACACCGAACGUGUUGCGUGCCCGAAAACACAGCCAAUAUUUCAUUAACUGUUAAUACUGACUUACCUGCAUUUUUAAAGGAGUCUUAAGGUGGUUUAAGCCUCAGCUUUCUUGUGACCAGCAAGCAGAUUUCCCGUGUCCAUGUGAUCACGAUAGCCGCGAAACUUACUCAAUUUCUUAAGUCGAUGCAAAAUACAAAAGAUAUUGAUAGAAAAUGAGCAGUAAUUUCUGUUUAUAAAACUGACAAGUUUAAUUGCAACCUUCUCAAAUAUUUUCAUUUAAAUGUACCAAAAACAUUAAGGACAUGUGAACAAUAUAAUUUGUUAGUGAAAUGCUUAAUUUUUUUAUUAAAACAUACUUAAGCAGAACAGGUAAAUUAGAGAUAAAAUAAACUGUGGGAUUUUUACUUAUUAAUUUUGGUAAGCCCAAAUCAAAUAAUCUCUUUAAUGAUACUCAGAGAUUUUAUUAAGUUAAUACAAGUUUUUAUUUUUGUGAUAUUUACAAAGCCACAGAAUUAUUUUUUACAGUGUAUGAGAGCCAGGAAGAGUCUGACUCUAUAAUAGAUGAUCUGAAGCAAAACUCUGCUCUGGAGCGGCUGAUUGAGAAAUGUGGCGGAAGAUAUCACACCUGCAGCAAGAACAUGAACAAACCUUCAGAGAUGAGAGACCUGAUGACCAGGAUUGAGCAACUGUUUAUUGAGAAUAAACAGCAGUGUUACACUAGUGAGAUGUACAACACAGCGUUAAGAGAGAGAGAAGAUCUGCAAAACAAAACAUGUCAAAGAGAUCAACCCACAAUUAUUGGAAAGAAUAUGGACUAUACAUUGACAAGAGAAACACAUCGGGGAAACACAGAGGAGUGUGCAUUAGAUGGGGCACAAUUAGAUCAAAACAGAAGUGGAAGGAGGAAAGAAAUAGAGCAUCUAUUUCACAGACUUAAUUCUGGUAACAGGCAACCCUGUAAACUAAGAGCUGCAGAUGUUCUUCAACUAACUGCUCGUUCAUUACAGUCUCAUGAGUCUUGUGCCGAUGAGUACCUGAUACAGACUUUCUUACAAAAAAUUCUAAUGAUGAACUACAGAGCAAGAUACAUUAAAACUAUAGACACACAGCAUGAUGGACAACAAAGAAUCAAUGAGUUGUUUGAAGAUGAGGGGGGUCCUGAUAUUUUCCAAGAAAUAGCUUUGAUUCCUGAAGAAAGAAACAUGAGUGAUGCCAUUCAUCCAAUGGAUGUUCAGAUGGCUGUGUUUCAUUGUUCUGACAGUUUCCUGAAGCAGCUGAUGGUGACCAAAUUGUCUCAGUGUCAGUACGCUCUGCCUCUGCUUGUUCCUGAUCCAUUUACACAAGAGAUUGAGUUUCCUCUCUGGAAAUUCAGACAAAUUAACAAGAGCUGGAAGAUGAAAGAUGCCAAAAAUGAAAUCAUCAGUAAAAUCCAGCCAGUCUGGAAGGCACACUCUAAAAAGUGCUGGGUUAAAAAAUAACCCAACCUUAACCCAGCCGCUGGGUAACUAUGGGACAGAACACGCGUUGGGUUGUUUUGACCCAAGUGCUGGGUUUAACCAUUUGACCCAGAAUGCUGGGUUGUUUAUUUGACCCAACCAGUGGGUCAGGUUAACUGUGUUGCUGGGUUAAACAUAACCUAAUCAUUGGGUUAUUUUCUGUCUUAUUGCCUUGCUACCUUUAUAUUUAUCAAUAAUAAUAAAUAAUCACAGAAGAAUGUAAAAUUAUUAUUGCUUUUCUGUAAUACAGUUAGAAAAACACAAAAAAACUGUAAACAUCAAUUUAACGAGUUUUAUUACUUUUUAAAACAAUUUUCAAAUGGGUGCAGCUGUAAAACAUUUUAUCCAACCAUUACAGACGCACAAAACAACAAUUUUAGUAGAUCAGUUACUUUAAAACACAAAACUGUGUAAACUAGGCACUGUAGAUUCUGAUU